Coniophora puteana RWD-64-598 SS2 is the source of this 1287-nucleotide messenger RNA. Its product is annotated as transcription factor Tfb4. Bases 130 to 1113 code for a protein of 327 amino acids. Lineage: Eukaryota; Fungi; Basidiomycota; Agaricomycetes; Boletales; Coniophoraceae. Gene Ontology annotation, biological process: nucleotide-excision repair; regulation of DNA-templated transcription. The transcript is spliced from 8 exons. The record is from RefSeq and is a predicted model, not a curated record. Gene Ontology annotation, cellular component: transcription factor TFIIH holo complex; transcription factor TFIIH core complex.
CGACGAGCGCAUAAGUCCCUGUACCUCCCAACCAACUUUAGAGCGUAGGCAUUGUCAGCCUCGCCUCCCCGAAAUACAGCACGAUUGACAUGAACCCUGCCUCAUAAACCAUCAUCACGGUAACGCAAGAUGGAGAAGGCAUCCCACCUCUCCGUCAUUGUCGACCUCUCCCCGACCCAAUGGCACCUCUCUGCGCAGCCGUCAAACCCGUACCCGCUUUCCAUCCAGUCCUUCCUCUCCCAGCUCCUCGCGUUCCUCAACACGCACGUCGCUGCGAAGCAUGAGAACACGCUCGCGGUGUAUGGGGCGUUGCCGGGUAAGAGCGUGCUUCUGUAUUCCUCCUCCGACCCUGCGCCUGAAAACGCACCCGCAUCCGACGCGAACGCGUUCACCCCCUUCAAGCUCGUGGACGCUACCGUCGUGGACCGCAUCAUGCAGGAGUUCGAAGCGGUGUCUGAAGCCGAGGAAGAAGCCCCAUGUUCCCUUGUCUCGGCGCUUGCGAAAGCCCUAUGUUACAUCAACCGCAUCACUCACCCUUCGACCAGCGCUGGCCCCGAAGAUCCAAAUGAGCUCCCCGACCCGCGCAUCCUCAUUCUCUCCGUCUCACCCGACCUGUCCUCAUCCUACAUCCCGAUUAUGAACUGCAUUUUCUCCGCGCAGAAGCUCAAAGUAACGAUCGACGUAUGCAAAGUAUACGGCCCCGAGACUGUCUUUCUCCAGCAGGCCGCGCAUCUCACAGAAGGGUCGUACAUACACCUCGAGCGGCGCGAUGCGCUGCUGCAGUACCUCGUCAUGUCCUUCCUCGCGCCUCCCUCGGUCCGCGGUGUCCUCGCGGUACCCCGACAAGAACGAAUAGACUUCCGCGCUGCAUGUUUCUGCCACAAGAACAUCGUAGACAUUGGCUUCGUGUGCUCCGUCUGCUUGUCGAUCUUCUGCCAACCUGUCCCUGUCUGCUCAACGUGCCGAACUAAAUUCCCCAUCAAAACGCUCCAGCGACUCAACGCAUCGCGUCCGCCUGGUCCGCCGCGCCAGGCGACGCCGCAGACCUCGCCAGCGAAGCCUAGCACAAAUGGUCAUCGUGGCUUUGGUCCAGAGCUCAACGGGAGGCCAUGACAUAAUGCGAUACAGAGAAGAGGAUGAAAAUAUCGCGAAUUUCGUUCCCGUCACAGUAUCCAUAUGCUGAUGACGCAGAUUUAGCAUGUGCUGCCAGCGCCCUCGAUGAUAUAUGUCUGUAUCAAACUGUAAUCCUCCAAUCUAGCCUGUGGGUAUGCAGCGCUACCGUCCUCC